Spathaspora passalidarum NRRL Y-27907 is the source of this 1401-nucleotide messenger RNA. RefSeq lists its product as uncharacterized. The transcript has a single exon. Bases 1 to 1401 code for a protein of 466 amino acids. The record is from RefSeq and is a predicted model, not a curated record. NCBI's taxonomy places the organism in Eukaryota, Fungi, Ascomycota, Pichiomycetes, Serinales, Debaryomycetaceae.
AUGUCUCCAAGUAAACUCACCGACAAUACUGAACCUGUCGAUCUUGAAUCAAGAUUUGUUCAAGUCAAACAACGUUUGAUUAAACCUGAAAAUGUGGAAAAGGUUACUGAAAGUUGGAAGAAACUUUUAAUUGAAAUCGAAUCUGAAUUUGCUAGAAUUGCAAAGGCUGGUCCUUCGUAUGUUCCAAGAUGUGACUUUGCUUCGAUUAAAGAUCAAAAACUACCAAAGGAUAUCUCUGAUUUAUUUAAACAACGAGGUGUAGUUAUGAUUGACAAUGUUAUUGAUGAACAACAAAUUGAUAUUUGGUUCAAUGAAUUGGUUGACUUUUGCAAAGAACAUCCAGAAACUGCUGGUUACACAUUUCCUAAUCCUACUGCUUGGUAUAACGUGUUUUGGACCAAACCUCAAUCUGAAGCCAGAUUCCAUCCAAAUAUGAAGAAGUUAGUCGCUACCAUGGCCCAGGAAUUCUAUGUGGAAAAUAAGUCCACAUUGCUUGAUUUAGACACUCAGAUUGUCUAUGGAGAUAGAAUCAGAAUUAGAGAGCCUGGUGCCUCAGCUACUUUACCACUUCACUUGGACUCAUCUUCAAUUGAAAGAUGGGAAGACAAAGAAUACUCCAAGGUAUACGAACAAAUCUUCUCUGGUAAUUGGGAAGAUUGGGAUCCAUUUAAAUUGGACAACAGAGCCCAUGCUAAUGAAAACUUGUAUGAACACAUCCAUGAAGGAAAAUCAACCAUUUGCUCUGCUUUCCGUACCUUACAAGGUUGGUUGGCUCUUUCCAAUAACAAAUCUGGUGAAGGUACGUUAAGAAUGUUACCCAACAUCAAGCUUUCAAUGGCUUAUAUCAUGUUGCGUCCAUUCUUCUGGAAGGAUCCAGAAUCAGGUGAUAUAAAUGAUUAUGAAAUCGACUUGUCUACUCCCAAAUUCCCUGGAGCUGUUCCAUCCACUGGACAAUUAUUCCUUCAAGAUUUCUACCAUCACUUGCACCAGGGUGUUAUUUCUAUUCCUGACGUCAAGAAAGGAUCUUUUGUUUACUGGCAUUGUGAUAUUCCCCAUGAAGUUGAUCGUGAACACAAUGGUGAUGGACCCUCUUCAGUUUUCUACUAUGGUCAAUGUCCAUUGAGUGUGAUCAACAUCAAAACCUUGUUGGAUACCAAACAAGCAUUCUUGAACAAUGUUUCUCCUGAAGAUUACAGGUCCCAAUUAAGCGAAGAUGAUAAAAAGAAAGAGUUCCAAGGUGGUGACAUUGCCCAUUUGCAAGAUGACCCUGAUGCUAAAAGAUCAAUGGGCUUGUUACCUUUUGAAAUCACUGACUCUUUGACAGAAGGUCAGGUAAAAGUCAGACAAAUUGCGAACGAAGCACUUGCUAAUGGUUCUGUUGACGUAUCAAAUUAUAUUUAA